AGCUAAGCCAUAGCCGCGGGGCGAGCGCGGCGAGCGAACCCGGGUCUUGGUGAAGAGCGCGGUGUUUAGGCGCGUCCCCCAGCUCCGCGGCCCGAGCAUCCCGCUUCCUUCCCUCCCCUCCCCUGCCUUCCAGCCUGGGGUCUCGGGGCGGGGAGCGGAGGGAAGGGACGAAGGAGGAGGAGGUGAAAGCGGGGUGAGGGGCGGAGGGGUCCCGGCGCGAGGCGAGGCGCGCGCUGCCUUUUGCUCUUCCACCGCAGCCGCAGCCUCUUCGCCGGGUUCUGCGGCUCUGGGGCGCGGGGGACUCCAGGGCGCUCGCACUAUGCAGGCGGACUGCUGGCCGCCGCGAUGGCGAGUCGGGCGGUGGUGAGAGCCAGGCGCAGCCCGCAGUGUCCCCGAGUCCGGGCCGCGGCCGCCGCCCCCGCCCGAGCCGCGCUCCCCCUCUUCUGUUCCCUCCCUCCCGGUUCCAACUCCUCCUUCUCCUCCUCCUCCUCCAUGCCUCUGUCCCUCCUGCUCUUACUUGUUCUGCUCCUGCUGCUGGAGGACGCUGGAGCCCAGCAAGGUGAUGGAUGUGGACACACUGUUUUAGGCCCUGAAAGCGGAACCCUUGCAUCCAUAAACUACCCGCAGACCUAUCCCAACAGCACUGUUUGUGAAUGGGAAAUCCGUGUGAAGAUGGGAGAAAGAAUUCACAUCAAAUUUGGUGACUUUGACAUUGAAGAUUCUGAUUCUUGUCACUUUAAUUACUUGAGAAUUUAUAAUGGAAUUGGAGUCAGCAGAACUGAAAUAGGGAAAUACUGUGGUCUGGGGUUGCAAAUAAACCACUCAAUUGAAUCAAAAAGCAACGAAAUGACAGUGCUGUUCAUGAGUGGAAUCCAUGUUUCUGGACGAGGAUUUUUGGCUUCCUACUCAACUAUAAAUAAGCAAGAUCUAAUUACUUGUUUGGACAAUGCAUCCAAUUUUUUGGAACCUGAGUUCAGUAAAUACUGUCCAGCUGGAUGUCUGCUUCCUUUUGCUGAGAUAUCUGGAACAAUUCCUCAUGGAUAUAGAGAUUCCUCACCACUGUGCAUGGCUGGUGUGCAUGCAGGAGUAGUGUCAAAUGUGUUGGGCGGUCAAAUCAGUGUUGUAAUUAGCAAAGGCAUCCCAUACUAUGAAAGUUCUCUGGCUAACAACGUCACGUCUGUGGUGGGACACUUAUCUACAAGUCUUUUUACAUUUAAGACAAGUGGUUGUUAUGGAACACUGGGGAUGGAAUCAGGUGUGAUUGCUGAUCCUCAAAUAACAGCAUCCUCUGUGCUGGAGUGGACUGACUACACAGGGCAGGAGAACAGCUGGAAACCUGAAAAGGCCAGGCUAAGAAAACCUGGACCUCCUUGGGCUGCUUUUGUCACUGAUGAAUAUCAGUGGUUACAAAUAGAUCUGACUAAGGAAAAGAAGAUAACAGGUAUUACAACCACUGGGUCCACCAUGGUGGAGCACAAUUACUAUGUGUCUGCCUAUAGAAUUCUGUACAGUGAUGAUGGACAGAAAUGGACUGUUUACAGAGAACCUGGUGUGGAACAGGAUAAGAUAUUUCAAGGAAACAAAGAUUAUCACCAGGAUGCACGUAAUAACUUUUUGCCACCAAUUAUUGCGCGUUUUAUUAGAGUGAACCCUACCCAAUGGCAGCAGAAAAUUGCCAUGAAAAUGGAACUGCUUGGAUGUCAAUUUAUUCCUAAAGGCCGUCCUCCAAAGCUUACUCAACCUCCACCUCCUCGGAACAGCAAUGACCUGAAAAACACCACAGCUCCUCCCAAAGUAGCCAAAGGUCGUGCCCCAAAAUUUACUCAACCACUACAACCUCGAAGUAGCAAUGAAUUUCCUGCACAGACAGAGCAAACAACUGCCACUCCUGAUAUCAAAAACACUACUGUGACUCCAAAUGUUACCAAAGAUGUAGCAUUGGCUGCAGUUCUUGUCCCUGUGCUAGUCAUGGUCCUCACUACUCUCAUCCUUAUAUUAGUUUGUGCUUGGCAUUGGAGAAACAGAAAGAAAAAAACUGAAGGCACCUAUGACUUACCUUAUUGGGAUCGAGCAGGUUGGUGGAAAGGAAUGAAGCAGUUUCUCCCUGCCAAAUCAGUGGAACAUGAAGAAACCCCAGUUCGCUACAGCAGUAGUGAAGUUAAUCACUUGAGUCCAAGAGAAGUCACCACAGUGCUUCAAACUAACUCUGCAGAGUAUGCACAGCCACUUGUAGGAGGAAUUGUUGGUACACUUCAUCAGAGAUCUACCUUUAAACCAGAAGAAGGAAAAGAAGCAGGCUGUGCAGAUCUAGAUCCUUACAGCUCUCCUGUGCAAGACGUGUACCAUGCCUAUGCUGAACCUCUCCCCAUCACUGGGCCUGAGUAUGCAACGCCCAUUGUCAUGGACAUGUCAGGGCACCCCACAGCCCCAGCUGGUCUGCCCUCCACGUCCACUUUCAAAGCUACCGGGAACCAACCUCCCCCUCUAGUGGGAACUUAUAAUACACUUCUCUCCAGAACUGACAGCUGCUCUUCAGGCCAGGCCCAGUAUGACACCCCAAAAGGUGGGAAGUCAGGUCCAGCUGCCCCAGAUGAAUUGGUAUACCAGGUGCCACAGAGUACACAGGAAGUAUCAGGAGCAGGAAGGGGUGGGGUCUGAUGUUUUUAAAGGAAUCCUUUGAAGGUGAUGCUGCUUUUUUUACAAAGUGUCGAUUUAAAGCACAUGGCCUUUUUUUUUUUAAUUAUUAGUGUUAGUAAUAUAUAGAAUGUAUUACAUAUCUGUCACUAAAAGUGGUUGGGAAAAUGUGGUGACCAAGGUAGAGGAAACUACUUAUCUUGCCAUCUUGCUUUAAAGGUGUUACUGUGGCACAGUUACUGUUUGUCUGUUAAAUUUCAAACAUCCUGUUUGUUACUACUGUAAAACACUAUUUUAAUACAGAAGAAGCUCACUAUAAUGCACUUCAAAGAAACUCAAAAUCACUGAGAGUAUUUAUUACCAAUGCUGCAGGUACAUUAAUGAACUCAAGAUGAUUCUAUAAGCCUGAUCGGCAAUAAUGCAUGGUACUGUUCUUGAAAUAUCUAAUGGCUUGAAAUUUUCCCUUUGUGAAAGGUAGGUACUAUCAUGCUUUUUAUUCCUAUAUUGCUUUCAAGAUUUUUUUUGAAAAUAAUUAUUGAUAUAAGCAUUGUUCAACUGCAACCAUACACACAACUGUCUUCCCUUAGGAAGAUCCAUAGGUGGGAAACUGACUUAUCAUGAGUUGGGCGAGUGACUUUUCACUU
Messenger RNA from Castor canadensis (American beaver), 3278 nucleotides. It is a transcript of the gene Dcbld2, whose product is annotated as discoidin, CUB and LCCL domain containing 2. Gene Ontology annotation, biological process: wound healing. Lineage: Eukaryota; Metazoa; Chordata; Mammalia; Rodentia; Castoridae. Gene Ontology annotation, molecular function: signaling receptor activity. The record is from RefSeq and is a predicted model, not a curated record. Gene Ontology annotation, cellular component: plasma membrane.